Molecule: messenger RNA, 575 nt
Organism: Salvia hispanica
Lineage: Eukaryota; Viridiplantae; Streptophyta; Magnoliopsida; Lamiales; Lamiaceae
Product: LOB domain-containing protein 38-like
Biological process (GO): regulation of gene expression
Source: RefSeq, a predicted model, not a curated record
CUCUCUCUCUCUUCCUUUGCCUUUGGAGAGGAAAGAUGAGCUGCAGUGGCUGCCGAAUCCUCCGCAGAGGCUGCAGUAACCAUUGCAUCCUAAGGCCGUGUUUGGAUUGGAUCCCAUCCCCGGAGGCGCAAGCCCACGCCACCCUCUUCGUCUCGAAAUUCUUCGGCCGGUCGUAUCUUUUGACCUUCAUCGCUUCCGUCCCCGUCUCCAAACGCUCCGCGCUCUUUCAGUCCCUCCUCUAUGACGCGUGCGGCCGCACGGUCAACCCGGUCAACGGGGUUGUGGGGCUGCUCACCACCGGCAACUGGCAUAUCUGCCAGGCGGCGGUGGAGGCAGUCCUGGCUGGAGAGGACCUGACGCCGAUUGGCUUCGGGAACCCACCUCCUGCAUGGCGCUCAGGCGCCGUGCAGGAUUGCUCUAGCCGAGUCGGAUGGGCGCCGGACCGCGCCGGGACGAUGGCGUCGGAGGCGGAGAGUGGGGUUGAUCAGGUUGGGGCUGAGGAAAUGCCAAAGCUGCUCAACCUUUUUGCUUAAGCAUGGGCUUUAUCUAAAGAAGAAGAAGAAGACUAAAUUGAU